UCAUAAUUGUCAAUUGAAUUUUUAAAUCAUUGGAGUAAAGUCAAACUCAAACCAAAAUAAUAAAAAAAAUCUGGUUGUAAAAGUAAAUUAAAGAACUGUUUUUGGGUUUAAAAUAACAAAAUAGAAAUAUUGUUAUGUUAUGUAUCUUAUAGAGAGCUAAGGCUUAAUAACAUGACGUUAAAAAAUGAAGAUUAUCAAGAGCAUACUAAAAGGUUACGUUUUAAGAGUAUAACAAAUAUUCAACAAUGCCCGGGUGAUAGCAUUGACAAAACUGGAAAAGAAAUUAAAAAUAAAGAUGGAGAUAAAAGUGCUUCUCUCUUUGCAUUUUUGCACGUCGAACUCACAAGAGGGUAUUUAUUGGAACACGAUGAAGAAAGAUUCUCUGCCCGGAGAGAGAAAGUUUAUUCAUUUAUUAAAAUUCCUCAAGAAUUAGAAAAAUUCAUGGCUUAUGGAUUUUUCCAAUGUGCAGAUUCUUUGUUAUUUGUUUAUACAUUCUUGCCUUUAAGAUUUGUAAUGGCAUUUUGGUCAUUCAUUAAUAGACUUUUUAGGCAAUGUUUUGGAUUUUAUUCUAGAAAAACCAUACUUAAGCCAGCUGAGACAUGUGAUGUACUGAAAGGAUUCAUUUUACUAAUAUGUAGUAUAUUAAUGUGCUAUAUAGACACUAAUAUGAUGUAUCACUUAGUGAAGAGUCAAAGUGUGAUGAAGUUGUAUAUAUUCUAUAACAUGUUGGAGGUAGGAGAUAGAUUGUUCUCUGCCUUUGGACAAGACACAAUCGAUGCUAUGUUCUGGACAGCCACUGAGCCAAGAGACAGGAAGAGAGAACAUCUUGGUCUCAUUCCACAUUUACUUUUUGCUAUGACUUAUGUCUUUCUCCACAGCUUACUAGUGUUGUUCCAAGCCACAACACUAAAUGUAGCUUUUAAUUCUAAUAACAAAAGUCUUCUGAUAAUUAUGAUGUCAAAUAAUUUUGUUGAAUUAAAAGGAAGCGUUUUCAAAAAAUUUGACAAGAACAAUCUCUUUCAAGUUUCGUGCAGUGAUGUACGAGAACGACUUCAUUUAUCGGUGCUGCUUUUUAUUGUGGUGCUUCAGACUAUGAAAGAGUACAUGUGGAAAGAAGAAAGGUUUUGGAUAUUAGCCCCUGACUGUGUGCUUGUUCUUACUUUUGAGGUCAUCAUUGACUGGGUGAAACAUGCAUUCAUUACCAGGUUUAAUGAAGUUCCUUAUGGAGUGUAUAGAGAAUACACAGUUAGCUUGGCAUAUGAUGUUGCGCAGACUCGGCAGAAGUAUGCGUUCAGUGACCACUCGGAUCUAGUUGCUCGGAGGAUGGGUUUCAUUCCACUGCCUCUUGGAGUUGUCAUAACGAGGGUUUUAGUGCAUGCGGUCAAAGUUGACGGAUUAGCAGCGGUGCUAUUAAUAUUCAUAGCAUACUUGUGUCUAAUAUCAAUAAGAGUGCUCGUAUCCAUCGUUAUACUCGGAAAAGCUUGUGAUUUAAUAACACAACACCAGAGUGAGAAAUGUGACAGCCACCACACCACGCCUAAACGGGAACAAAAAGAUUCAAAAGAAUUCCCAUACACUCAUAAGAUUCCUGAAGCAGAGUCGACAGAAAAAAAGCCAGUACAGCUUAAGUUUCUUAUACCGGAGAAUGUGAUGAUCGAACCGCUAGUAGAUGCAUCAGCUGGGGCGGCGGCCAUUUUCUCGAAUAGUGCAAUAGACUUGAACGGAGUUUGCUAUCUUAAUGACAAAAUGAAUGUCCAAGUUAAGCAGGAACCAGCGGAGUACAUCGAACCUGAUCUGGACGUCAGCCGCAGCGCUCCCGAUAUAAAAGCUGCGGCGGCCGCCAACGAAGAUUCAGUGGAGCGCCCGCAGUCUCCCGACGCGGACGGGCUCAAGAGGCGCGCGGAGUCCGAGCCGAACCUCGCCAAGAACGACGACCAAGAGGCUACGUAACACAAUCCGAUCAUCGAAAUAUUAUUAGGGACCUACAUCGAGCCAGAAGUGUGGGAUCCUCUGUAAAGCUGUAGCCACACCAAAUAUGUUCGAAAUGUUUUAGGCAUUUUGCUUCGCCUUAUAACGUGUUGCUACAGCUUUACAAAUGGACUUAAAAAGAUUGUUAUACACGGCACCGAAAAAGAAGCAAAAUAACUUGACGCUUCUUUGUGUGGAUCAAUAACUAAAUUAAUCAAGAUUUUUUGCGUGUAUGAGGCAAAGUGGAUAUGCAGGGACCGCUACGACAGCGGCAACGGUGUCGCUUCUUUUGUCGUCGUGUGUAAACAGCCUAUCUGCCGGUUGCUCUAGUUCCAUCUAAUGAGAUUGUCUAGAACGAAGUAUGUUAGGCCUAUAACGAAUAUCCGGGUACAAAAAUAUAUAUAUAAACAGAAAUUGUUUUAUUAAAUAAACAUUAUAAAGUAUUUACCGAAAGAUUUUGAGACACUUAAGCCUCCAUAGCCUAAGUCCAUAUCCUCCAUAGCCUAUAAGCCUUACAUAUAUAAUAUGUAUAUUCCUCGUUUCUCAAUUUAUUUGAUUCAGUAAAAACUUUUAGAAAACAUUACAUUUAGUACGUUCUGUCUGUGUAUUUGGUAACUCGCAAACUAUUUUAGCAUCAAGUAGCGUGCAAAGCAAAGCAGUUCCUAUUACUUGAUAUGCAAGGUACACCAAUGUUUGUGA
Messenger RNA from Vanessa tameamea, 2667 nucleotides. RefSeq names its product protein TAPT1 homolog. The record is from RefSeq and is a predicted model, not a curated record. Gene Ontology annotation, biological process: positive regulation of cilium assembly. The coding region runs from base 172 to 1950 and encodes 592 amino acids. The transcript is spliced from 10 exons. Gene Ontology annotation, cellular component: ciliary basal body; endoplasmic reticulum membrane. NCBI's taxonomy places the organism in Eukaryota, Metazoa, Arthropoda, Insecta, Lepidoptera, Nymphalidae.